GGAGCUUGGCCGACUUGUUUGUGGAUUUUUCCCGUCUUUAUUUCGGUUAGGUGUCCUGAGAUACAUAGGUAUGCUCUACUACAUAGCGCAGCGACACAGUUUCGUACAAUAUGAUUAUUGUAUUAAAUGCCUGUUUUUCAUUACUUGUGAUGAAUCGGCAUCAGUACGAAGGUUAGCCUGUUCUCCUCGUACAACAUCCAACAUACUGGAACGUACAAUGUCCUCCAACGAAGAACAGUACCAACAGGGGUCACUCUACUGCGGCUUCGGACGCAUAUGAAUCCUACUUGAUCGUCCAAUUUACCUCCGUGCGGCUGCUAUCGUUAAUGGCUGAUGCUAGCGGCUACCGAGACGGCGGAUUGGGAGACCACCGACGUCAUUCGAAUCCUAAGCGAACGCGUGGGGAAGAUGAGCACAACCUAGAUGACGUAAAACGUGUCAAGCAAAGACACGACGAUUAUGAGAGGGGGGGUGGAAGUAGACACGAGCACCGAUAUGAUGACCAUCGGCAUUCUAGACGGCGUGAUUCCGUAUUACGACCGAAUACCUCAUCAUUGAGAGAAGGGAGAGGGGAACAUCGUACCAAAUCUACCUCAUUCGAGCGCUCACCUUCGACGUCCUCAGCACGACGGCGCCAUCAUACACCUGAUAAUCACCGUCGUCAUAAGCAUCGCCACUCUUCGACCUCUCCUAUCCGCACCCAAAGCGAGCUCCCAUUAGGCGCGAGGCCUCUAGUCCGUUCCGAUUUUAAAAACUUCAAGCCUCUGUUUGCGCAAUACCUCGAGGUGCAGAAGCGCAAGGACAUCGCAGCGCUGGACGAGAGGGAGGUUAAGGGCCGCUGGAAGAGCUUUGUCAGCAAGUGGAACCGUGGGGACCUGGCUGAGGGUUGGUAUAGUCCUGAGACGCUUUCCGAAGCGAAGAAAGCUGGUGCUGGCGCUGGCACUGGCGCUGGUAUACAGCUUGUGAGGGAAGAUAGGAUAGCCUCCGUGAUAUCGCCGUCGUCGAGGCUGAGCGAACAGAAUACCGAGAGACUUGAUGGGGGUAAUGGCUCGAUACUCUCCGGAGGGGAGGAAAACGAAGAUGAAGACGACGAUGAGUAUGGUCCGACUUUACCUGGGGCAGCUCCUACGCAAAACUACACCCGCGAUCAUUCCGAUGCCACCCGCUCUACGCGACACGGCCCAGGUAUACCCAAUCGGCAAGAUUUAGACUUGCGGCGCGAGAACGCAGAAGAGGAGCGCACCCAGCAUGUCUCCGACCUCCGUCUAGCACGAAAAGCCGAUCGCACCGAGCAACGUGCGCGCCUCGAAGAACUAGUCCCGCGAGCAGAACCCGGGACGCGGGAGCGGCAGCUAGAGAAGAAACGCGAGGUCAACGAGAAGAUGCGCGGGUUCCGGGACAAGUCGCCCGGGGGCGGCGCGGAGGUCGGCGAAGCAGAGCUCAUGGGUGGCGGGGACUCGAUUGCCGAGUACAAGCGCCUGAAGGCGGUGGCCGAGAGGCGGAAGACGGAGCGAGAGGUCCGGAGAGAAGAAGAGGCUAGGAUUAAGGCUGCAGAGAGGGAGUAUAGAGUUAAGGAAUAUAGACGCAAGGAGGACGAUACGAUGGAAGUGUUAAAGAGGAUUGCGAAGGAGAGGUUUGGGUCAGGAUGAGAGGUGAUACUUGGCUGGGGAAUAAGGAACUAGUUUAUGAUGAUGCUAUGUUAUUCACUCCAUGGUUUAGGAAGUGCUCUAAGGUGCUAAGACUCGAGAGUACUUGGGAAAGAGUUGAUAUAAUGUAGGCUAAGUAUGGAUUAUAUGCGAAAAUACCUAUGUAGGUACCUAGGUACCUAACAUAUCCAAAAAUAACAUGUUAACAUCCAGUACUGCAUGUAUUCACUUGGCAGGUUUAGGCUUUGGACUUUACAGGGUGAAUAGAAGUUAACCAGGUGCUUUUUCGCAUUGAGGUUCUACCUUAUAGUAACUAUGGGUUUUGAAGAGUCAUUAUGGAUAGCGAACUACUACGUAUUUCUUCAACUCAGCACAUUGCAGUGUUACCUUUUCUAAUAGUUUUCUAACCUAAUAGUUAUCCGGAUCUCAACCAAGAAAUGCAGGACAGAUGGCUGUAGGAUCCACUUACGGGAGAUACUUCGACCAAUCAUCUGGGCGACAAGAUCACAAUUUGCUAGCGUCUCCCUCCAAGGACCGUGCUAUAUAAGUACGCAUAACAGCCUUAAUAGCCAAUAAGGCGUGGUGGCAGAGUGGUCUAAUGCGCAAGACUAGAAAUCUUGUUCCUUCGGGAGCGUCUGUUCGAAUCAGGCCCACGUCGACUUUUUGGUUUUGCGAUUUUUGUAUUUUCACUAGGUUAGCUAGCUUGUAAUUUUA
Molecule: messenger RNA, 2360 nt
Organism: Daldinia decipiens
Lineage: Eukaryota; Fungi; Ascomycota; Sordariomycetes; Xylariales; Hypoxylaceae
Exons: 2
Coding region: 327-1649 (440 amino acids)
Source: RefSeq, a predicted model, not a curated record